GACACUCGUGAGGUAGUCACUUGGGCAGAAGGCUUGCAGCUUGGGGCCGCUGCCAGGGAGAGGUUGGUGACUGGCAAGAUUAGCGAGCCGGAAGAUUUGGCGGAAGUUGCCAAAUCCCUGGAAAUCAACCUGCUCAUCUUCAGCACUCCAACGGUGCCACAAGCUCAAUCGGUUCCAAGUUACAGGGUUCCACCUGUGGAGGUUCCUGGACCUGAAAUCUUUCUCUGGGCGCACAAAGUGAAAGACGGUGAAGGGAAGGAAAGUCCGCACUAUGUGCCUCUCCUCCUGGCACAGAGUGCCAUGCCCGCGCAAGGAGGUGGGGGACAGACCAGCUUGCGGCGCUUCAUCUUGCCAGUUCGUUUUGGCCAGGACUUACACAAGAAGGGUAUCAACUUGGAGAUCAAAUUGCACGUGAGAUCAAGGUGGGCAAGCGAGAAGACACCGUGA
Molecule: messenger RNA, 447 nt
Organism: Cladocopium goreaui
Lineage: Eukaryota; Dinophyceae; Suessiales; Symbiodiniaceae
Source: the annotation of a GenBank genome assembly